This is a messenger RNA of Choloepus didactylus (southern two-toed sloth), 5652 nucleotides long. Its product is annotated as phosphatidylinositol 3-kinase regulatory subunit gamma. Bases 673 to 2061 code for a protein of 462 amino acids. Gene Ontology annotation, molecular function: 1-phosphatidylinositol-3-kinase regulator activity. Gene Ontology annotation, biological process: phosphatidylinositol phosphate biosynthetic process; insulin receptor signaling pathway. NCBI's taxonomy places the organism in Eukaryota, Metazoa, Chordata, Mammalia, Pilosa, Megalonychidae. The record is from RefSeq and is a predicted model, not a curated record. Gene Ontology annotation, cellular component: phosphatidylinositol 3-kinase complex. The transcript is spliced from 10 exons.
UUUGCUCGCAGCCCGGCAGGAACGCCCAGCAGAGCGGCGCUAACUGGACUUUCCGACGGCUCCCUAUCCCUAGGCUGCGGUAGCUUCGGUAGCUUCGGUUGCUUCGGUUCGGAGCUCGGCGGGAGCGGUGCCCGAGUCUCGGCUCCUCAGGGGAUCGCUCUCUGCAGACCAGUGGGACCCCGCAACUUGAACGCAAUCCCCGGCCCCCUUUUUAUACCUUCCUUUGUCACUUCCCUACCUUUCUUGCAACGAGAUUUUUUCCCUCAUCGCUCUGCCGCCUCCUCAGGACGCAAAAGUGGCUUCCGUGGAAAGAUUUGGAGGCGGUGGGAGCUUUUCUCUUUGGAGAGCGACUGUGUAGAAGCGAUUUUUGGGAAGCAGCUUUUUAUACCUCUGCCCUCCGCCCCCCAAGCCUGUCUGUAUCCCUCUGAAGAGAAAAGCCCGUAUCUAUCUCGAAAGUUCGGGGGGCAUUUUGCUGGGCGUUGUAGGAGGAGAGGGGGAGGACCCCUUCCUCGUCCUGGUAGUUGGCUGGAGUUGUACCGGCCGUUGGAAACCCCGAAGCACAUUUCCGUGUGGGACUUAUGCAGAUUUAUAUUUUUAGAUUUUUAAAUAUCUGAUCAAAAUAGAUAUAUAUGCUCUCUGUAUAUUUCCUGACGACCUGCCCCUGACAGCGCGAUGUACAAUACGGUGUGGAGUAUGGACCGCGAUGACGCAGACUGGAGGGAGGUGAUGAUGCCCUAUUCGACAGAACUGAUAUUUUAUAUUGAAAUGGAUCCUCCAGCUCUUCCACCAAAGCCACCUAAGCCAAUGACUUCAGCAGUUACAAAUGGAACAAAGGAAAGUUCUGCCUCUUCUCUUCAAGAUGCAGAAUGGUACUGGGGCGAUAUUUCAAGGGAGGAGGUAAAUGACAAAUUACGGGACAUGCCAGAUGGUACCUUCUUGGUCCGAGAUGCCUCAACAAAAAUGCAGGGAGAUUAUACCUUGACUUUGAGGAAGGGAGGCAAUAAUAAGUUAAUAAAGAUCUAUCAUCGGGAUGGUAAAUAUGGCUUUUCUGAUCCUCUGACAUUUAAUUCUGUGGUGGAGCUCAUUAAUCACUAUCAUCAUGAAUCCCUUGCUCAGUACAAUCCCAAACUUGAUGUGAAGCUGAUGUACCCAGUAUCCAGAUACCAACAGGAUCAGUUUGUAAAAGAAGAUAACAUUGAUGCAGUAGGUAAAAAACUUCAAGAGUACCAUUCUCAGUAUCAGGAAAAGAGUAAAGAGUAUGACAGACUGUAUGAAGAAUAUACCAGAACAUCCCAGGAAAUACAGAUGAAGAGGACUGCCAUUGAAGCUUUUAAUGAGACAAUUAAAAUAUUUGAGGAACAGUGUCACACACAAGAACAACAUAGUAAAGAAUAUAUUGAACGAUUUCGCAGAGAGGGGAAUGAAAAGGAGAUUGAACGAAUUAUGAUGAAUUAUGACAAACUGAAAUCACGUCUGGGUGAGAUUCAUGAUAGCAAAAUCCGUCUAGAGCAGGAUUUGAAGAAACAAGCCCUGGACAACCGUGAAAUAGAUAAAAAAAUGAAUAGUAUCAAACCUGACUUGAUCCAGCUGCGCAAGAUCCGAGAUCAGCACCUUGUAUGGCUCAAUCACAAAGGAGUGAGACAGAAGCGUCUGAAUGCCUGGUUGGGAAUGAAGAAUGAGGACACUGAUGAGACCUAUUUUAUGAAUGAGGAAGAAGAAAACUUGCCCCAUUAUGAUGAAAAAACCUGGUUUGUUGAGGAUAUCAAUCGAGUACAAGCAGAGGACUUACUUUAUGGGAAACCUGAUGGUGCAUUCUUAAUUCGUGAGAGUAGCAAGAAAGGAUGCUAUGCUUGCUCUGUGGUUGCGGAUGGGGAAGUGAAACACUGUGUGAUCUACAGCACCGCUCGGGGCUACGGCUUUGCAGAACCCUACAACCUUUAUAGCUCGCUGAAGGAGCUGGUGCUUCAUUACCAGCAGACGUCCCUCGUUCAGCACAACGACUCCCUCAACGUCAGGCUUGCCUACCCUGUCCAUGCACAGAUGCCCUCACUCUGCAGAUAAAGAGGGGGUGGGAACAGAGGUGGCUCUCUAGCAUUCUUUUCUACAGUUUUUAUUAGACUAUGAGGGCAUUCUUUCUAUGUAGACUGCUUGUUUUGCACAAGAAGUGAUUCUGUGAAUGUGAAGUGGAGAGGACAAGCAGCAGCCAGUCAUGAUGGGGGCCUAGGGGUCCUGGGGUUCUUUGAGACUCAGCUGUGCUGCUGCAAUGACAUACUAAGCUGGACGCGGAUUUUUUUUUUUUUAAGUUUGUUUUAUUGCGGUCUUCAUUUUAUUUAGCCAAGCACCCUCAACAAAACACAUCAGGCUUGGGGGUUGGGGACAGGUAUAGGAACCCUCUGAAAGGUCCAUAUCCUCUUUUGGUCUUUGACUCAUGAAAGCAGUGCAGGGGUAUGACUCUGUCAAGAGUUCCUUCUUGAUCUGUCAGUCUCUCUUAGGAUUCAUGUGAACCAACAACCCCCCCCCCCCAAGAAGGCUGUUUUAGUUCUGUGGUAGAAUGGAAUUUGGUAAAAAGACAACCAAAGGAAAAUGGGGAGGCUUGGGAUUUCCUUUAAAAGAAUCUAAGCCAAGGGGGAAAAUAUCUUCAGCUGAAGGUACCUUAUUUCUUAUCAACAUAAUUUAGACUUUAGGAGCUUCCCUCUAAAGCAUUAUGUUUAGAAACCAAAUUGAUCCCACCAAAACAAUGUUUGUUGUUGGACUGAUGUCUAAUGGGAGAAGGGUUAGUAGUAUCUGAAUGAACACUUCUAUACCAAAACUUGAAAAUAAAGAAAGACUAGAAUUUGUGAAAUUUUGCAAAUACUAUGAAACUCCUGCCCUGCCCUUGUUUCUCAGAGAUGAGGACUAGUGUUCUUUUUGUGGGGAUGGUGAGCUUUGAAUCAUAAAAUGAAGUUGGUGCUUGUGUGGUGUUUUCUUAGCCUAAAAGAAUGAUCUGUUGUUUGAAACCAUUGUAAUUUGUUUGUAUGAGUAAAGAAAAGGUGCAAUCCAGUGCUUUUAGAUGACUUGAAUAUACCAAAUAAUGAUAUAGAACACUUUUAUAUGUGCUUCCCCAAGUUUAAAGGCCCUGCAGAAACAGUGAACAUGGUUUAAUUUCUCUUCAGCUCCCCCUCCUUUGCUGGGUAGGGCUUAGGCUACUGCAGGAAGGGGGCCAGACUGUGGUCAGGGACCUCAGUAAAUCACAGACCCAGGAGCCCUGGUGUCCAGGGUGAAAGUCUUAUCACAGGAGCACAUUACCCUGUGUGCUUCCAUCCUUUGGUUUCUGAAGCUUUUGCUAGGAGAAGGGAAGAUGGCUUGGAGUUUAAACUGUUAGUGGAACCCAUCUAGGAGCUCUUUGCCGUUUUUUUUUUUUUUUUUUUUUGAUCCUGUUAAGACGAUGUGCAUGUUCUGCCCUCAUGCUCCACUGGCCCUGAUUUUAGGCCGGGAGUCAUCUGGUUCAUGUGGUUUAAGCCUUCUAGCUGAGUGACGCUAGGCAAAUGGAAUAGGGAGGCAGGCAUCUGCUUCUGCCUGCAUUAUGCCCCACUGUCACCAAUGAACACGCAUUUAACAAACAAUCCAGCUGCUCUGAGCCAGGCCUGGAACCAUAAUAGGGUCAGAGUGAGUUAGUUGUUUGAGCCCAAAGCUGUGCAGUCAGGCAUCCUGGCUGAGCUAGAGAAACCAGCAGCUAGAUCUUGGUGCUUAAGGCUUAUGGUUAGGAAAAUUCUCGUUUUGGGGAUGAAAGAAAAAUAAAUACUGCUUUCAUUAGACAAACUUUAGAAAGGACCAUGCUGUAGAAAUAGACAUGAAAUAGAAUUUUUGGAAAAACUUCCAGAGUUAUUAGUGAUGAGGCUGGGAAGGAAAGGGCAUAGCUUUGCUUUUCCUUAGUUAAGUUGCAGUUUCAGGAUUGGGUGAGACAGACAUACAUCCACCCCUCCGUGCCCCCAGCCUUCCAGUGUUACUCUUCUGACUUAAGCCCUUAACUGAUAGCCAGUCAGCAGCACACCUCUUCCUCCAAAUUGCGAGACUGAAAUCUUGCUGGAAGUUUUAUAGGUAAUGCCAGGCUAAUUGCUUCUGGGUACCCCUGGAUGGCCUUGGGCCUGGUGUUGAACCUGCUUAAGCAGUUAGAUGCUCAAGAUUGGAUGCAAGGAAUCCCUCUUCUCUGGCAUUGGCACAAAAUUUUGAUUCUCUGCUGAAUCUCUCUCUUCAAAUAAACUAAAAUGGGAAUAGGAUUUCAUGCCUAUAGUGUUGGACCCUGUGCUUGCACCUUGCCAGGCGGACAUUGGGGAUGAGCAGGAAGAGGAGAACCAUUUUUGGCUUGUGGAGCAGAGCUGCUUUAUUUUUCUGUCCUUCAUUCCUUCAGUUUUUUGUUCUUUCCUGUUUUUCAUUCUUGAGUUUGUUACAUUGUGGGAUCUAAGACCCAGGGAUCAUUUGAGAAGUUGGAAGGUAUCUUUUUUGCCACAUGAUUUACUUGAACCUGAGCCAGUGGAAGUGGCAUAGGGGCCAGACUAGUUACUAGGCCCAGUGUGUGAGGAGAGGGCAUUACAUGGCUCCGUCACUCCACGGUCUUGGGAGCAGGUCUGAGUCUACUUCUGUGUCCUGUCCCAUGAUCUGGACACUAGGACUAUCUCUCUUGUUAUCUUAACCACAGCCCCAUUGAGGCAGAGAGUAAAGACACAAACCAGACCAGACCCCACUGUGGGGUUAGAGCUUGUUGUUAAAGGGAGGGGCUCAGUGUUCUCCUGGCAGGGAAGCCAGCCACCAACAUGGGAGCAGCUUGGGGCUGGCUGGGCACAGGUUACAGGCCCAUCUUUUCUAGUUGAAGCUUUCAUCACAGAACAAUGCUUUGCCUCCACUUGGCCAUAGAUGCCAAACCUUGGCCAUGGCUCAGGCAUGUGCAGGAUGGCUGUGUCCUUAUCACUGCUUUGGUGAAAUUGAGGGCUUCUUAACACUUCUCACCCCCUCCAAGCCUUGGUGUGACCUCCCAUUGCUCCAUGAUCUUUAAACCUCAUUGUACUCUGAAGAAGCUUUGGGAGCCAAUUUGAUGUCUUCCAUGAAUUUCUUUUUCUUGCUGCAAGGAACCAGCCCCAUGGGUCCUCUUGGGCCAAGAAUUGGAUCUUGGCAAUGCCUGGUUUCCAAGGCGGUCUUGGCUGCCAUUUAAGACCCCAGAAUAGGCCUCUGUGAGGCUUCAGUGGCCUCAGAAACCAGAGGGUCCAGGUGGGGGCCUACCUGGGUCCUCUGCUGCCAACUGCUCAGCCUUGCUGUACCUCCAGCCACUUGUGACAAACAACCUUGUUUCCUUACAAAUUCCAGCAUGUGACUGUGGUGCCCUGUUGUUAUUUGUGAAAAACUUAUUCUGUUGUCUUUGAUGUAUAAAAAAAUUCAUGUAGUUUACGUAAAAAUAUCUGAUUUACAAGGAACCCGACUGUACGUCUUGUAUUGGGACAGUUCAUAAAUGUAGUUUCUAGACCACCUUUGCAAAUUGUUCUUGUCACCAUAUGUGUUCAGACAUUGCUGUGCAGUUGUCGGGUAGUGGGCGGGGCGGUGAGGGGAGAUACUUUUUGGUCCUUUUGUUUUUUACCUUUCCCAAGAAGGGACAGUCUGGCCAACUUGCUCCAGUAAUGCAAU